Molecule: messenger RNA, 1808 nt
Organism: Brachypodium distachyon (stiff brome)
Lineage: Eukaryota; Viridiplantae; Streptophyta; Magnoliopsida; Poales; Poaceae
Product: F-box only protein 13
Exons: 1
Coding region: 347-1648 (433 amino acids)
Molecular function (GO): protein binding
Source: RefSeq, a predicted model, not a curated record
ACACAACACACAGCAGAAGGCAGAGGCAGCGCACGCGCCACGCUCCCGCUCCCGCUCCCACCGCCACCGCUGGUUCCUCCCAAAGCGCAUCUUCCUCUUUCUCUUCCGCUUUGCAUGUCAACGCGAACAAAAAGAGCUUCCUCUUCCACCUCCACCGUCUCCUCCCCCACGAACCUUCCCCCCUCUUCGUCCACUCACGCCACACGGCAUAUAGAAUACUGUAAUUCAUAAAAGCCGGCGACCUCACACCACCCUAUAGUGCCUCCGGUUCUUCCACCACUCACUCUGCUCAGCUACCUCCUCUGUUUUCUCGCUUCGAGAUCUUGGAGCGAGCGAGCAGCCAGCCAUGGCGGACCGCAGCGGCAAGAAGCGCCGCAAGUGCGAGCCGUCCGGGCCGCUCGGGCAGCUCCACGAGGACAUGCUGGAGCGCGUCCUGGCGCGCCUCCCGCCGGCCGCCUUCUUCCGCCUCCGCGGCGUCUGCCGCCGGUGGAGCGACGCCUCGCGCUCCCCUUCCUUCCUCGCCGCCUGCGCGCGCGCCCCGGCCCGCGACCCCUGGUUCCUCAUGCUCUCCGAUAACGAACAGCCCCGCUCCGCCGCCGUCGCCUUCGAGGCCGGCGAGGGCGCCUGGGCCUGGGCGCGCCGCGCGGACGCAGCCAUACCGGAGCCAGAGCCGGUGCCGGUCGCCGCUGCGGGCGGGCUCCUGCUCUACCGCGCGCCAGACACCGGCGCGCUCACCGUCGCCAACCCGCUCACCGGCGCCUCCCGCUCCCUCCCGCCCCCGCCGCUGGCACCUCCCGGCGCGCGCCUCCACGCCGUCGCCAUGUACGGCGAAUCCCCCUACCACGUCGUCCUCAUCCUCGGCGAGCUCCCGGACACGCUCUCCAUGGCCAAAUUCGACUCCUCCACCAACGCCUGGGAGGACAUCGCCCCGCUCUCACGGACGAAGCCCGAUUCGUCCUUGCCCGCUGACGCCGACGCCGGAGACGAAGACGAAGACGACGAAGACGGCGUGGGCGGCGACGGUAAUGUCUACUUCCUGAGCAAGACGGGCGACAUCAUGGCGUCCACCGUGCAGCGGAGCGCCUCGAGGCAGCACUACGCCGCCGUGACGCUCAACGGCAGCCGCGGCGGGGAUCCCGAGCCCGUGGCGCACUUCCUGACGGACUCCGGGGCCGUGGUGGCCUGCGACAUCUCGCGCCGGGUCUUCGCCGAGCUCCCCCGCGUGCUGCCGGCCAGCUUCGAGUACUCGCUCGACGUCGUGGCGUGCGGCGGUGGCGGCGGGGCGCGCGCGCUCGUGGUGGUGCUCUCGGAGCUCAUGGAGACGGCGAGCCUGCGCGUGUGGGAGUUUGUUGGUGGGGACGGCGAGUGGAGGCAGGUGGCCGCGAUGCCGCCGGCCAUGUCGCACGCCUUCUACGGGAAGAAGGCGGACGUCAACUGCGUCGGCCAUGGCGGGCGCGUCAUGGUCUGCGUCAGCAGCAGCUCUGUUGGCGGUGGCGUUGGCGAGGGCGAGAGCAGCGGCUGCUUCGUGUGCGAUCUCGGAAGCAACCGGUGGGAGGAGCUUCCGAGGUGCGGCGCCGGCGCCGAGGGAGAGGUUGCGGACUUCGUGGCCGCCUUCUCCUUCGAGCCGAGGAUGGAGGCCGCCGUGUGAUCGUGAUCCUUGCUCGCUGCCGUUAGCUAGCUCGUUUGCUUCCAUUGAUGUGUAGACAGUAGUAUGCGUAGGCAUAGCUAAGAUGAAUUUUGUUCAUGUGAUUUGAGAUUGUUUCAUGAGAAUCAGAUCGCCCGUCUGUUCGUCGUCUGUCGUGUCGUCC